AAGACAGCCACACUACCUUUCUCGACAUCAUGGUUGCCAAGAAACCCCAAAGCAAGCGUAUCAAAGCCGCACAUCGUUAUAAGAUCAUCAAGCGAGUAAAGGAACAUCACAGAAAAGAAAAGAAGUUGGCAAAGAAGAAUCCCAAGAGUAACAGAACAAAGAAGGAUCCUGGAAUCCCCAACUCAUGGCCUUUUAAGGAAGAAUUGCUGAAUGAAAUCGAACAGGCCAAGCAAGAGGCUGAAGCCGAAAAGCAAAAGAUUAAGCUUGCCCGUCAGGAAGAAAAGGCUAAAUUGAAGUUGAAGCAGCAAAAGGAAAAAGAGAAGGUUAAGCAGCAUCAUCUGCGUCAGGCAAAGAAGAAGGCAGCGGAAUAAACUCCCUUCUUUAUACUCUCCCUCCACCUCUAUCUCGCUCGUUCACUCGUUCGUUCGUUCGCUCGCUCGCUUUCUCCAUCUAUCUAUCUACAAUUACUUUCUUUUUAGUAUUUUUUUUAUAUUAUUCUCUUGCUUUCUAUCAAUGAUCCGUGUACAGACCCCUUACCCAUCUACCAAAAUGACCGCAUCUUUCCAAAUAUCAACAAAAAAUGUAUCAC
Messenger RNA from Phycomyces blakesleeanus NRRL 1555(-), 589 nucleotides. RefSeq lists its product as hypothetical. NCBI's taxonomy places the organism in Eukaryota, Fungi, Mucoromycota, Mucoromycetes, Mucorales, Phycomycetaceae. The transcript has 4 exons. The coding region runs from base 30 to 371 and encodes 113 amino acids. The record is from RefSeq and is a predicted model, not a curated record.